This is a messenger RNA of Rotaria sp. Silwood1, 747 nucleotides long. The record is from the annotation of a GenBank genome assembly. Lineage: Eukaryota; Metazoa; Rotifera; Eurotatoria; Philodinida; Philodinidae.
AUGUCGAAUACAACUUCGCCCACUGCCAAAUCAUCAUCCAAUUCAGCCCAAGUACAUUCAGCACAAGCUGAAAAUGUUCUUGUACAAUCGGUUGUUCAAAGCGAAACACAAUCGAAAGUUAGUAUUGCAAAUAACAAGAAGAUAGCAGAUCUUAUGGCACGUCUUGGAACAACUUAUCAUCAAGUUGAUAAAUAUUCACGUAAACGUACUGAAGAAAUUAAUGAAGCUGUUGCUGAAUCAAUUAAAAAGAUUGUUGCUGAAACACAGUUACAACAACAACAACUUCUUGAUGAUGCUAAUUUACGUACAAACGAAAUUGAAAAUGAAUUUAAAUCGAGAUUACAAGAAUAUGUUGCUACACUUGAUAAUGAAAAAGCAGCUUUACUUGUUCAACUUGAAAGAGACCUUGAUGUACGACAAGAAGCUAUACUUGAAUCAGCUCGUAAACGUAUUGAUGAUCUUAAUUCAGAGGCUAAUCGUCUAAAAAUGAAUGUUCUUAAAGACUGUCAAGCUCAAAGCAGUGCAGAAAUUACGAAAAUCACUGAACAAGUUGCUGCUCUUGAACAUCAAGAAGCGUCACGUCGUCUUGCAUCAACCACUACAACAACUAUUACAACUAAAUCAGUGGCUGCCGGUGAAACACAUGCUCACGAUCAUUCAGUAACAAAUGACAAAUCAACAACACAUGUCGAAACAUUGAAAUCAUCAAGCAGCUCAUCACCAACAUCUGAAUCUCGUGAAAAAUAA